ACCGGAUGUUAGCAUAGAGGAAAGAUCUCACUUUAAACUUGAUGUCAACAAACAAAACAGCGUGAGUGCAUUACUUCUGGAUAAUAAAAUAUACACUUUCAAAGAUGCUGGUGAAGAAAGUUGUUCUCGCCUCCAGACCAGGGGCUAACAAUAAGCCAGUUCCUGCUAACUUCCGCCUGGAAGAGACAAACCUCGCACUUGAUCUGCAAGAGGAGGAAGUCCUAGUGAGGACGCUUUAUCUCUCAGUGGACCCCUAUAUGAGAUGCAGGAUGAACGAAGACACCGGCGCUGAGUACCUGACUCCAUGGCAGCUGUGCCAGUGUGCAGACGGCGGAGGUGUGGGCGUGGUGGAGUCCAGCCCAGACGGUGGAGGUGUGGGCGUGGUGGAGUCCAGCCCAGACGGUGGAGGUGUGGGCGUGGUGGAGUCCAGCCCAGACGGUGGAGGUGUGGGCGUGGUGGAGUCCAGCCCAGACGGUGGAGGUGUGGGCGUGGUGGAGUCCAGCCCAGACGGUGGAGGUGUGGGCGUGGUGGAGUCCAGCCGACACGACGCUUUCUGCCGGGGAGACGUGGUCACAUCCUUCAACUGGCCCUGGCAGAGCCAUGCUGCUGUGACAGGAAGUCUCCUACACAAGGUGGAUCCAUCGUUAGUGGACGGCCAUCUUUCCUACUUUUUGGGUGCGGUGGGCAUGACGGGCUUGACCGCGCUGCUGGGCAUGAGAGAGAAGGGUCAUGUGACCCAAGGUGCCAAUCAAACACUGGUGGUCAGCGGAGCAGCGGGAGCUUGCGGCUCGAUAGCGGGGCAGGCGUCCUACGUCCAGAUCGGCCGCCUAGACGGGUGCAGCAGGGUGGUCGGGAUAUGCGGCUCUGAGGAAAAGUGCAAAACCCUCGUGGAAGUGUUAGCCUUUACCGGUGCCAUCAACUACCGGCGACAAGACGUGGCCGCCGCUCUGCGAGAUCGCUGCCCCGAUGGCGUCGACGUUUACUUUGACAACGUGGGAGGAAGCAUCAGCGACGCCGUCAUUGCUCAGAUGAACGACGGCGGCCACGUGGUCCUGUGCGGGCAGAUCUCGCAGUACAACAAGGACGUCCCCUACCCGCCGCCCCUGAGCCAGGAGACGCAGGACAACCUGUCCAGAAAGAAGAUCCUCAGAGAGAGAUUCAUGGUGCUCAACUACAUGAACAAAGCUGAGGCGGCCCUGGCCGAGCUGGGCCGCUUGGUCACCACCGGACAAGUCAAGGUGCUGGAAACCAUGGAGUAUGGCAUUGAAAAUAUGGGAGUUGCAUUCUGCUCAAUGAUGGAAGGAGGAAACCUGGGCAAGCAGAUAAUUAAAAUAAGCGAUUAACGACACUCCGCAACAAUAUAUUGUAUAGAACAUUUUUAUUCCACAGCACUAUAAACCAUGAAAUGAAAAAAAUAACAAAAAACAAAUCUGUGGUUGCUCCCUUUUUCAGUAGUAAACACCAUCAGUGAUGUGUGUGGACAUAUUUAAAGAGUGGACAGUGUUCAUCAUUGACCAGUAGUGCUCAGUACUGCCCCCCUGUGGCGUGAUCAAGCAUCAUUAGGGAGGCUGUGCAGAAGAAUGCUGAGGCAGUCACUUGACAAUGUGUGAGUGUGAAUGUUGUCUAUCUGUGUCGGACACUUGUCCAGGGUGUAUCCCGCCUUCCGCCCGAAUUUAGCUGGGACAAGCCGUAGAAAAUGGAUGGACAGUCACUGAACAAUGUUGGCCUUACAAACAUUCUAACGGGAAUGCAAGCAAAAAUGAUUGGAGUCUUAAGAUCAGGGGUGUCCAAAGUGCGGCCCGGGGGACAUUUUUCUAACGGCCCCACGGCACAUUUUAAGAAUGAAAUUGAAAAAAAUUAAAACCAUAAAAAGUGGUAUAAAAGAGUAAACGUGUGAAAUGUAACAAGAAAUUGUUGCAAUGUUGACUCUUAUAACACAAAGUUUGGGUUUCUUUCUUUAGCAUAGCUCGGUUGGUAGAGUGGCCGUGCCAGCAACUUGAGGGUUGCAGGUUCGAUUCCCCUUCCGCCAUCCUUGAGAAAAGUGCUAUGUAAAUAUAAUUCACUUCACUUUGUUGUUGUUGCAGCGGUGUAGCGUGCAAGGACGGGAGUGGAAGAA
Molecule: messenger RNA, 2116 nt
Organism: Nerophis ophidion (straightnose pipefish)
Lineage: Eukaryota; Metazoa; Chordata; Actinopteri; Syngnathiformes; Syngnathidae
Product: prostaglandin reductase 2-like
Exons: 8
Coding region: 105-1343 (412 amino acids)
Biological process (GO): prostaglandin metabolic process
Molecular function (GO): 15-oxoprostaglandin 13-reductase [NAD(P)+] activity
Source: RefSeq, a predicted model, not a curated record